GGCGGGACUCUUCCCUUUGUGGGCGCCGCGCGCACGGCCGGGAGCGCCCGCCCGCCCCGCCGCGGUCCCCGGCCGCCCUGUCUCCCUGAGCGGCCCUAGAGAGAGCGGCCCAGGGACGCGCUGCCGCGAGCCUGAGCCUCACGCCGACGAGCUCCGCACCCCGGCCCGGCCGAGCUCCACGCCGCCGCAGACUCGCUGCUCCGCCGCGCUCCGGGCCGCUCCCGCUCGGCCACCGCGGCCGCCUCCCCACGCGCGCGCGCACACACACUCACACGCACACACUCACCCUCACGCACCCCGCCCCUCUCCCCCGCCCCUGCUGGCCCUUGAUCUCCGGGUCUGUUUUAUUACUCCUGGUGCGAGUCCCGCGGACUCGGCGGCCCGCUAUUUGUCAUCAGCUCGCUCUCCAUUGGCGGGGAGCGCGGAGCCGCGGAGGAGGGGUGGGGAGGGGAGGGAGGAAGGGGUGGAAACUGCCUGGAGCCUCUCUCCGCGCCGCUGUUGGGGCUGCCGCUGCCUCCGCCGCCGCCUCCGGCUCCUCGCUCGGCCCCUCUCCGCCUCCAUGUGCCGGAUAGCGGGAGCGCCGCGGACCCUGCUGCCGCUCCUGGCGGCCCUGCUCCAGGCAUCUGUAGAGGCUUCUGGUGAAAUCGCAUUAUGCAAGACUGGAUUUCCUGAAGAUGUUUACAGUGCCGUCUUAUCGAAGGAUGUGCAUGAAGGACAGCCUCUUCUCAAUGUGAACUUUAGCAACUGCAAUGGAAAGAGAAAAGUACAGUAUGAAAGCAGUGAGCCAGCAGACUUCAAGGUGGAUGAGGACGGCAUGGUAUAUGCCGUGAGAAGCUUUCCACUCUCUUCUGAGCAUGCAAAGUUCCUGAUCUUUGCCCAGGACAAGGAGACUCAGGAAAAAUGGCAAGUGGCAGUGAAGCUGAGCCUUAAACCAACCUUAACUGAGGAGUCAGCAAAGGAAUCACAUGAAAUUGCAGAAAUAGUGUUCCCAAGACAAUCCACCAAGCACAGCAGCUCCCUGCAGAGGCAGAAGAGAGACUGGGUCAUCCCUCCAAUCAACUUGCCAGAAAACUCCAGAGGACCUUUUCCUCAGGAGCUCGUCAGGAUCAGGUCUGAUAGGGAUAAAAACCUCUCGCUUCGGUACAGCGUCACUGGGCCAGGAGCUGACCAGCCUCCGACCGGCAUCUUCAUUAUCAACCCCAUCUCGGGUCAGCUGUCAGUGACCAAGCCCCUGGAUCGCGAGCUGAUAGCCCGGUUUCAUUUGAGGGCACAUGCAGUAGAUAUUAAUGGCAAUCAGGUGGAGAACCCAAUUGACAUUGUCAUCAAUGUUAUUGACAUGAAUGAUAAUAGACCUGAGUUCUUACACCAGGUCUGGAAUGGGACUGUUCCUGAGGGAUCGAAGCCUGGAACGUAUGUGAUGACCGUAACUGCUAUUGAUGCUGAUGACCCGAAUGCCCUAAAUGGAAUGUUGAGGUACAGAAUCCUGUCCCAGGCUCCGAGCACCCCUUCACCCAACAUGUUUACAAUCAACAAUGAGACUGGAGACAUCAUCACAGUGGCAGCUGGACUUGAUCGAGAAAAAGUGCAACAGUAUACGUUAAUAAUUCAAGCUACCGACAUGGAAGGCAAUCCCACGUACGGCCUCUCCAACACAGCCACGGCUGUCAUCACGGUGACAGAUGUCAAUGACAAUCCUCCCGAGUUUACUGCCAUGACGUUCUACGGUGAAGUCCCUGAGAAUAGGGUGGAUGUCAUAGUGGCGAAUCUAACGGUGACAGAUAAGGAUCAGCCCCAUACACCAGCCUGGAACGCCGUGUACAGAAUCAGCGGUGGAGACCCUACAGGAAGGUUUGCCAUUCAGACUGAUCCCAACAGCAACGACGGGUUAGUCACGGUGGUAAAACCCAUCGACUUUGAAACAAAUAGGAUGUUUGUCCUCACUGUAGCUGCAGAAAAUCAAGUGCCAUUAGCCAAGGGAAUUCAGCACCCGCCUCAGUCAACCGCAACUGUGUCUGUUACAGUUAUUGAUGUGAAUGAAAACCCUUAUUUUGCCCCCAAUCCUAAAAUUAUUCGCCAGGAAGAAGGCCUUCAUGCAGGUACCAUGUUGACAGCCUUCACUGCUCAGGACCCGGAUCGAUAUAUGCAGCAAAAUAUUAGAUAUACAAAAUUAUCUGAUCCUGCCAAUUGGCUAAAAAUAGAUCCUGUGAAUGGGCAAAUCACUACAAUUGCUGUUUUGGACAGAGAAUCACCAAAUGUGAAAAACAAUGUAUAUAAUGCUACUUUCCUUGCUUCUGACAAUGGAAUUCCUCCUAUGAGUGGAACUGGAACGCUGCAGAUCUAUUUACUUGAUAUUAAUGACAACGCCCCUCAAGUGUUACCUCAAGAGGCAGAGACUUGUGAAACACCAGACCCCAAUUCAAUUAACAUCACAGCACUUGAUUAUGACAUUGAUCCAAACGCUGGACCAUUUGCUUUUGAUCUUCCUUUAUCUCCAGUAACAAUUAAGAGAAAUUGGACCAUCACUCGGCUUAACGGUGAUUUUGCUCAGCUUCAUUUAAAGAUAAAAUUUCUUGAAGCUGGUAUCUAUGAAGUUCCCAUCAUCAUCACAGAUUCGGGUAACCCUCCCAAGUCCAAUAUUUCCGUCCUCCGAGUGAAGGUUUGCCAGUGUGACUCCAACGGGGACUGCACAGAUGUGGACAGGAUCGUGGGCGCAGGGCUUGGCACGGGCGCAAUCAUAGCUAUCCUACUCUGCAUCAUCAUUCUGCUCCUCCUUGUCCUGAUGUUUGUGGUAUGGAUGAAACGCCGGGAUAAAGAACGCCAGGCCAAACAACUUUUAAUCGAUCCCGAAGAUGAUGUAAGAGAUAAUAUUUUAAAAUAUGACGAAGAAGGUGGAGGAGAAGAAGACCAGGACUAUGACUUGAGCCAGCUCCAGCAGCCUGAUACCGUGGAGCCCGAUGCGAUCAAGCCUGUAGGAAUCCGGCGGCUGGAUGAGAGACCCAUUCACGCUGAGCCGCAGUAUCCAGUCCGAUCUGCAGCCCCACAUCCUGGGGACAUUGGGGACUUCAUUAAUGAGGGCCUUAAAGCUGCUGACAAUGACCCCACAGCUCCGCCAUAUGACUCCCUCUUAGUCUUCGACUACGAAGGCAGUGGCUCCACAGCUGGGUCCUUGAGCUCCCUUAAUUCCUCAAGUAGUGGUGGGGAGCAGGACUAUGAUUACCUGAACGACUGGGGGCCACGGUUCAAGAAGCUUGCUGACAUGUAUGGUGGAGGUGAUGACUGA
Heterocephalus glaber (naked mole-rat) is the source of this 3280-nucleotide messenger RNA. RefSeq names its product cadherin 2 (gene Cdh2). Gene Ontology annotation, cellular component: catenin complex; apical part of cell; postsynaptic specialization membrane. Gene Ontology annotation, biological process: multicellular organism development; cell morphogenesis; cell migration. Lineage: Eukaryota; Metazoa; Chordata; Mammalia; Rodentia; Bathyergidae. Gene Ontology annotation, molecular function: beta-catenin binding; cadherin binding; calcium ion binding. The record is from RefSeq and is a predicted model, not a curated record.